This is a messenger RNA of Aureobasidium subglaciale EXF-2481, 1758 nucleotides long. RefSeq lists its product as uncharacterized. Gene Ontology annotation, molecular function: protein binding. The record is from RefSeq and is a predicted model, not a curated record. NCBI's taxonomy places the organism in Eukaryota, Fungi, Ascomycota, Dothideomycetes, Dothideales, Saccotheciaceae. The coding region runs from base 1 to 1758 and encodes 585 amino acids. The transcript is spliced from 6 exons.
AUGGCGUUUCCCAACCCCGAUGUUGUUUUUGCCGACUAUUGCUUAUACGAUCUAGUCGCAAACCAAAUCCAGGAGAUGGAACUUGUUCGUAGCAAGAUCUUCCAGCUCGAGCAGACACACAUGCAGAUGAAGCAAAAGUACGAAGAGGACAUCUCCCGUCUGCGCCGCGACCUUGAGGCUCGUGGAGGUCCAAGCCAGUCUUCGCACUCCGGUCCCUCGCAGCCGCCCCCACCUUCAAUCGGCCACGGCCCUGCCAACCUGUUCCAGGGAAUCAUGGCUGGUGCUACCGCUCAGGGCGGCCCCGGUCUUGCCCCUCCUCCCCAAGAUGGCCCUCCUCAGGGUGUACCUGCCCAUAUUCAGGGCCCUCCAGGUCUCAAUCCUCCUCCUGGUCCUCCUCAACACGCUCCCUUCGGUGGCUACGGCCAGCCUCCCGCUGGUGUCAAUGGAUACGGCCCCGCACCACCUCAGCCUACAGCCUCCCCUGGCCCUGGCAAGCCCCGAACUAACGCUCGCGGUCCCGGCAUUCCCGGCACCCCUCAGCAGAACAACGCAAACCCUUACCCCGGUAGUCCCGCUAUGGCGCGUCCCACCCCUCCUCCUGCUCUCGCCCAACAACAGCAAGCUCUUUCUCUGCCUCAGCACAACCAGUAUGCUCAAGAGCUCGGUGGCAGUGGCAACCAGUUGGUCGACUUGGCUGUCGAGACUCUCCCCGGCAACCUUAAGCGCGAGGGCGAGGACUGGUACGCUGUCUUCAACCCUCGUGUUCGCCGCACUCUGGAUGUUGAGCUUGUCCACAACUUGGCCCACCAGAGCGUGGUUUGCUGUGUUCGUUUCAGCCGCGAUGGAAGAUUUGUUGCUACCGGUUGCAACCGUUCUGCUCAGAUCUUCGAUGUUGAGAGCGGUCAGCAGGUCAAGCACUUGCAGGAUACCAGCUUGCCCCAAGAUGGUGACCUUUACAUCAGAAGUGUCUGCUUCAGCCCCGACGGCCAAUACCUGGCCACUGGUGCUGAAGACAAGAUCAUCCGCAUUUGGGAGAUUGCUGCUGGUCAGAUCCGCCAUCAGUUUGCUGGACAUGAGCAGGACAUUUAUUCUCUGGAUUACUCAUCUGAUGGACGUUAUAUUGCAUCUGGAUCUGGUGAUCGUACCGUUCGUGUUUGGGAUAUCCCCAACAACCAAUGCGUCUUGUGCUUGACCAUCGAGGACGGUGUCACCACCGUCGCUAUCUCGCCGGACAACCGAUUCCUCGCCGCCGGCAGUCUGGACAAGAGUGUCAGAGUCUGGGAGCUGGCAAGCGGAAACCUCCUCGAGAGACUCGAAGAGGCUGGUGGCAACCCUGGUCAUAAGGAUAGCGUCUAUUCUGUCGCGUUCUCGCCCACUAGUAGGGAGCUUGUUUCAGGCAGUUUGGAUAGGACCAUCAGAAUGUGGGAGCUCCAGAGCCACUACCCCGGCAACCAAAACAUGCCACCAAGAAACCCUCGUGGAGGCAAAUGCAUCCGCACUUUCGAGGGACACAAGGACUUUGUUCUCAGUGUUGCGCUUUCUCCCGAUGGCGAAUGGGUCCUGUCUGGAUCAAAAGACAGAGGUGUUCAGUUCUGGAACCCCCAGACUGGUGAUGCUCAACUUAUGCUUCAAGGACACAAGAACUCGGUCAUUUCAGUGGCACCCAGUCCUGUUCAAGGUGGUCUGUUCGCCACCGGAAGUGGAGACAUGCGUGCGAGAAUCUGGAGAUUCUCAAGAUACGACCCCGCUCGUGGCUGA